AGGCACCGCCUACACUGUGCACUUGCUCUAACAUUUGUACAGGAGCAGCUUCGCCGUAAAUUUGAGUUUCAUCAUUAGUCUUCUGUCACAAUGCUGGGUUUGAGAUUUGUAUUGACGAAGUCUUUAGUUUGCAAUCUCAGGCCACAGCUUGCAAGUGCGAGUUUUCUGCAUACGUCAGCUAACGUGAAAGGUGCAAAGGUUGCUGUAGUUUUAUCAGGCUGUGGUGUAUAUGAUGGGACAGAAAUCCAUGAGGCCUCAGCCAUUCUGGUUCAUCUGAGCAGAGGAGAUGCAGAUGUAAAGAUGUAUGCUCCCAAUGAAAACCAAAUGCAUGUUAUUGACCAUUGCAAGGGUCAGCCUACAGAAAAGGAGUCAAGAAAUGUUUUGUCUGAAUCGGCACGUAUUGCCCGAGGGAAUAUCACUGAUAUGGUGGAACUAAAGGUGCAAGACCAUGAUGCUGUAAUCUUUCCAGGAGGCUUUGGUGCAGCUAAAAACUUGUCCACAUUUGCAGUUGAUGGAAAGGAUUGCAAAGUCCACUCAGAAGUACAACGAGUUUUGAAAGAUUUUCACAAAGCUGGAAAACCCAUAGGGCUAUGCUGUAUAUCUCCUGUAUUAGCUGCAAAAGUACUUCCAGGAGUGGAGGUGACCAUUGGUCAUGAAGAUGACGAAGGAGGGAAGUGGCCAUAUUCUGGUACAGCGCAGGCCAUUAAGUCUCUAGGUGCGAAGCACUGCGUCAAAGAAGUUCACGAAGCGCAUGUGGAUAAGAAGAACAAGAUUGUCACCUCUCCAGCUUUUAUGUGUGAGACAAAGUUGCACCACAUCUUUGAUGGCAUUGGUGCCAUGGUGCAGAAUGUGUUAAAACUGACUGAAAAGUAAGAGAGUUUUCAUUCCUUCAUAAUCCAUAUUGUGGAUUCAUUUGCAUUUUCAAUUUGUCAGUUUCAUGUACAAUGAUGUGCUGGUCAUGGUGUGGUUUCAAUACUGUAUAAAAUCACUUCAGUUUAGAUUUCUAUAUUAUGAAUUGUUUGCCUAUUUUAAUUAAUUUGUACACACAAUUGUAUUCCCAUUAUAAAAACAAAUAAAUAUUCUGGGUAUAACUAUU
Erpetoichthys calabaricus (reedfish) is the source of this 1096-nucleotide messenger RNA. RefSeq names its product glutamine amidotransferase class 1 domain containing 3 (gene gatd3). Bases 91 to 873 code for a protein of 260 amino acids. The transcript is spliced from 7 exons. The record is from RefSeq and is a predicted model, not a curated record. Lineage: Eukaryota; Metazoa; Chordata; Cladistia; Polypteriformes; Polypteridae. Gene Ontology annotation, cellular component: mitochondrion.